This is a messenger RNA of Humulus lupulus (European hop), 856 nucleotides long. RefSeq lists its product as uncharacterized. The coding region runs from base 216 to 575 and encodes 119 amino acids. The transcript is spliced from 2 exons. Lineage: Eukaryota; Viridiplantae; Streptophyta; Magnoliopsida; Rosales; Cannabaceae. The record is from RefSeq and is a predicted model, not a curated record.
CAAAACGCUGCGUAUCAAGUCUCCACUCCGGUUUCCAAAUUGUUUUGGUGGAAGGAAAACCAACCAAGUAGUAGAGCGUCGAACCAGCAGAAGUGACGAGCCCUUUUCAUUACUUUCUACUGCAAAUUUGAACCCAAAAUCAGGCCCUGCCCUCUGCUGGGUACCCAACAGUCACCUUGGUUGUGGUGUCAUAAUAGCUAAAUAUUUAGAUAAAUAUGUCUGACCCAUACGAGAAGGUAAAAGGAAAUAGGCUAACUUUCAAAGGAGGAGAUUUGGCUACGCGGAGCAAACCCAUUAGCAAGACUAAGAAUAAGAAAAAGAAAAAGGUUAAGCUUGAUCCUCAAAUUGUAGAUGGCUCUGAGCCCAAGGAUGCAGCAGCUUCUGCUGCUGCUGCUGUCGAUGGUUCAGGCGGAGCAAGCGAGUACACAAUUGAUGCAGCGAAGCGCAUGAAGUACGAGGAGCUGUUCCCUGUUGAAGCCAAGAAAUUCAGUUACGAUCCCAAAGCGAAGGUGAAGUCCAUUGAGGAUGCACUCGAUGACCGAGUUAAGAAGAAGGCCGAUCGUUACUGCAAAUGAUCUUCUUUUUGCAUCUUCAAUACUGAUUUUCUGUUCCUUAGUCUUUCCUUGUGUUCAAGCUAAUUUGACUGAGUGAUUGUAUGUAGUGAUAAUCAAAUUGGAGAAGGAGAAUAGGAUCAGUAUGGGCAUGUUUUUGCUUCUUAUAUUUGCUCAUUUGAAAAUAUGAUUAGACAAGUGUAAUGUUGGGCUAGAUCCACUAUGUGUUGCACGUGGGUUAUGUUUGUGCUUGUUGAACCUUUUUUCACCCCUUAUUUUCACUCACGUUUACUUGAUCGUUUUUA